This is a messenger RNA of Strigops habroptila (Kakapo), 1994 nucleotides long. It is a transcript of the gene BAG4, whose product is annotated as BAG cochaperone 4. Gene Ontology annotation, biological process: protein stabilization. Gene Ontology annotation, molecular function: adenyl-nucleotide exchange factor activity; protein-folding chaperone binding. NCBI's taxonomy places the organism in Eukaryota, Metazoa, Chordata, Aves, Psittaciformes, Psittacidae. The transcript has 4 exons. The coding region runs from base 33 to 1076 and encodes 347 amino acids. The record is from RefSeq and is a predicted model, not a curated record. Gene Ontology annotation, cellular component: cytosol; membrane; cytoplasm.
UGGCUGUUAGGCGGGGCGGUGGCACGGCGGCCAUGGAGCGCUGCGAUCGCGCCGCUGAGCCGGGCCCGACGUGGCCCCCCGGGUCCUCCCGCCCGCCGCCGGCCGCGCAGGCGAUGGAUUCUCCCUAUACCAACGGAGCCUACAGCCCCCCGUACCCUCCUGCGGCUGUCCCGCAUUACACGGGGCUGCCGCAGACAUGGGAGUACUACUGCUCCGGGCCCCCGCGGGCCCCCUACCCCACCGAGCCCACCGGCGUGUACCGGUGCCCAUCACCAGCUCCCUCCUGGAGCUACACGGAUGGUCCCACCGAGGGCUCCUCUCUACGGAGGCAGCAGGUUCCCAGCUACUCCCUGCCACAGACGCCGGGAAUGCCCAUCCCGCAGUAUCCCUAUGGAGACAGCAGCCCAGGGGUCACCCCUCCGCCGCAGCCCAGAGCCCCGGAGGACACGUGGGCUCCUCACACUGUCUAUGGGGUGCAGGCACGUUACCCGUGGACCUCCACUUCAGUGCAUGGGCACCCGUUCGUGGCCGAUUCACACUCAUCCUGGACCAGCAGUGGAGCAACUUCCCACCCCACCACGUGGGACUCAAAGGACGUUGCUUACGACAAACCUGAGCACGGUACAAACCAUCACAACUACUACCCUGACGGCAAUCACCAGCACUGUGGGACAGUGAAUGACCACAAACCAGCCCCCCCGCACCCCAAGGUGCAGUACAGUGCACAGCCCCAGCUCUACGACAGCGCGCCUCGGAAGCCUUUGGUUGGGAACAGGGAGGUUGGCUUUAAACCUGGUGAGCACCAACCUGCAAUGAAUUCUGCAGCCAUCCAGCCAGAGAUUCAGAGGAUCCUGCACGUUAUGGGGGAAGCCGAGCAGCUGGAGGACGAGGUGGAUGAAUUUGUAGGGAAAAAGACGGAUAAAUCCUACCGGCUUCUGGAGGAGAUGUUGACCAAGCUGCUGCUGGAACUGGAUUCCGUGGAGACUGGUGGCCAGGACAGUGUUCGACAGGCCAGGAAAGAGUCCGUCCACAGAAUUCAGGCCAUACUGGAAAAACUGGAAAGAAAGGGAUUGUGAAAGCACAUCAGCCACAACACACAGCCUGUUGUUGAGGUUCCAAAGAGUUCUAGUUCUGUUAAAUCUCAGCUCUUUCUGCUACGCACUAUUGACAAUGGAAUAGCAAUAAGCCCCGAGCUCAAAACGAAACAGAACCACCAAAACUCAACCCCAGAAGCUCAGCCCCAGCUGAUAACUUGGCAAUGGACAAAGACAAAGAGGUUUGGAGCCACAGAUUGAGUUGGAAAAGCAGAACCACCGAGGUCCUUACGGUGUAAAGGUCUCCACGGGGAGACCCAGAGGGCUCUGCAUCCUCUUCAUCAGCAGCAAGAACAUCACUGUACAGAGUUCCCCAACUGUAGGUACCUCCUGCAGCCACAGCCCUUCCUCAGAGAGCCAAAACGCUUGUGAGAUGUGGUACCAACCACACUGCAACGUGCAGCCACAACCCGAGGCUUGUCAGUCACUGUGUGUACCUUCAGCUUCAGCUUCCUCACCUUGUGUGUCGUCGUGGGGUUUCGUUUGCCUUUAGUGCACUCAAGCAGCAGCGCUGAAGUGCUGCAGAAAGGGACCAGGCUGGCAGCUCAUCGCUGCAAGUAGAUGUCACGUCGUGCUGUGCCUCCUCUGUCGUGAUGAGCCAGUCCGUGGUGUCCCCCGGGGACAGUUCUGCCACUGGGAAGGUGUGAGCAGAGGAAUGGUGUUGGAGAAGGGCAUCCGGAAGCGGUGGGAUGCUUGGAAAUGUUUUCCAGGUCACUUUUUAAUGGUACCGUCCUCCCACCUACUGCAAGUAUCCCACUUGUGGCACCGUACAGCGCAGAGGGGAAGGGGACAGCUCAGCCUCCUGUUCCCCUUCUGGUGACGCCACACGUGAAGUGAAUCAUUGCUCUGUGUGACGAGAUAAUAAACCCUGACAACUUUUGAAUGUUAUUUUGUAAUUAA